This is a messenger RNA of Micropterus dolomieu (smallmouth bass), 982 nucleotides long. RefSeq lists its product as uncharacterized. NCBI's taxonomy places the organism in Eukaryota, Metazoa, Chordata, Actinopteri, Centrarchiformes, Centrarchidae. The record is from RefSeq and is a predicted model, not a curated record.
CGUUACUCUCGGGCCGAGUUACUGAAAGAAAACACUUCAGAUCAUCAGAUAUCUCACACUUUCUGCAGAGAAUUGUACAACCUGACAACUUAAUAUCAGAAGAAAUACUAUCUUAUCUAUUUAAUCCCACUAUCCACUGACAUGCCAGUAUUAGUUCUAGGUCUUGUGCUUCCUUGGGUCGCCAAAACUGCUGGUCAUCUCAUCAGCUCUGCACUGGGACUUAAUCAACCCAGUACACUCAGAGUUAACCCAGCAGAACCUGUGAUCCAUGAAUCACCUCUUGUACCACCACCAGUCCAGAAAAACUUCAUCCAUCGAUUCAUCGUCUAUACCCGCUUAUUCCCCUUAUACAGGGUCGGGGUCCAGACAAACUUCAAGGAUAUAACCUGCAGUAACUCCAUGUUGCUGAAAAAGUACCGCCACAAAAUAAUGUUGGACUGUCUGCUUAAUGAAACACAGCAAACUCAACAAGAGCAGGCUGGCCCCUCUUUACUCAUUUGCCCUGUGGUACCACCACAAGUCCAGAAAAACUUCAUCCAACGAUUCAUCGUCCAUACCCGCUUGUUCCCCUUAUUCAGGGUCGGGGUCCAGACAAACUUCAAGGACAUAACCUGCAGUAACUCCAGAUUGCUGUAUCUGAAAAAUUACCACCACUCCAUAAUGUUGGACAGUCCAUGUAAUGAAACAGAGCAAACUCAACAAGAGCAGGCUGGCCCCUCUGCACGCACUGUAGUAACACCACAAGUCCAGACAGACUUCGAGGACCAAAACUGCAGUAUUCCCAGGUGGCUGUAUCAGAAAAAUGGCCGCUACUCCACCGGCUUGGACUGUCAGGGUAGUGAAACAGAGCAAAAGAAACAACUUAAUCAACCCAGUACACCCAGGGUUAACCCAGCAGAACCUGUGAUCCAUGAAUCACCUCUUGUACCACCACCAGUCCAGAAAAACUUCAUCCAUCGAUCCAUCGUCCAUACCUGCUUAU